Molecule: messenger RNA, 1041 nt
Organism: Exophiala spinifera
Lineage: Eukaryota; Fungi; Ascomycota; Eurotiomycetes; Chaetothyriales; Herpotrichiellaceae
Exons: 1
Coding region: 1-1041 (346 amino acids)
Biological process (GO): G protein-coupled receptor signaling pathway
Cellular component (GO): membrane
Molecular function (GO): mating-type factor pheromone receptor activity
Source: RefSeq, a predicted model, not a curated record
AUGCAGUACUCUGCUUAUUCUGUUGUGUUUUCUAUUCUCGCCUUCACAGGAUGUCUCGCGUGUAUACCUCCCCUCGUGGUCCACAUCAGAGCCGGAAACACGGCCGCCAUUAUACUCACAGUUGGGGUCAUCAUCAUGUGUUCCUUCAACGCCUUGAAUGCCUUGCUAUGGCCAACAGCGGCUUCAGAUACUUGGUGGAAUGGCAAGAUAUUAUGUGACAUUGAGGCCAAGUUGUAUUUUGGACAAGCUGUGUCUUUCAACGGAGUUCUGCUGUGCCUUUUCCGCCAUAUUGCUUCUAUCCUCGACACAGACCGUAUGUCGCUGGGCGCUAGCCGUCGACAGCGUAUGGUCACUAUCACCGUCGAGAUAGGGCUGUGCAUCGUGCUCCCAUGCAUCGUGAUGGCGGCACAUUGUCUAGUUUCACCGCAGAGGUACUGGAUCAGGACAAUAGCUGGAUGUACGCCUUCACUCGACAACUCCUGGCCCAGCCUAGUGCUUAUAUACAUGUGGCCAAUGGCCCUCUGUCUUGCGGCCUGCAUCUACUGCGUAAGAGCUAUGGUACGCCUUUGGAGACACAGGAAGGAAAUGUCAACUGUCCUCUCGAGUACGCCGGGAGUGACUCGAUCUCAGCAUAUACGCCUCAUCAGCUUCUCUGCUGUUCUGCUUCUCAUCUACUUGCCGCUGGAUGUUAUUGCCUUCGCAGGCUUCAUGCGCACAAAAUGGCACCUAUAUUCAUGGGCUUACAACCAUCCUGCGGACUGGUCUGACAUCGUAGUCUUCGUGCCUCAGAAAACAGUGUCUUUUGAUCGCUGGUCGCAGACUUUCGCAGCAUACAUCCUCUUCGGGUUCUAUGGGACGGGACAUGAGGCCACACGAAUUUACAGCUUCUGGAUUCACUCUUUAAAGCAAGGGCUAAGGAGAGGGGAUGGGUGGAAACCGAAUACUAUGGGCACCGUGGGAAUAUCGCAUUCAGUCCCUCCGGAAGCAAGUGAUAGCCAUGUCUCGACGGAGACAUUCCAGCUCACAGAACUUGGUCAGUAA